AUGCUUGACGAAUUACCUACGGAAGUCUUAAGUCUCAUCUUUUCCAAGCUCUGUCUGCACUGUCAGACCGACCGAGGUUCAACCGCACACGAUGUGUCUUUCCGUCGCGACGACCAGCAGCACGAUGACCCCUCCUGGUACUUGAAGGAACACCAGGCGCUGUUCUCGGUAUGUUUGGCGUCGAAGCGACUCUACGGCAUAGCGCAGCCGGUGCUGCACCACGCGUUCAUGCCCGGCUAUGGCGAUUCCCGGCGCUCGAGCCGCUCCACGUGGGAUGGUCGGCUUACCGCCUUCAUGCGAACCAUGACUGAGCGGCGCGACCUGGCUAGUAUGGUCAGGAGAGUCUACAUCAACCAUUACCUGAUAGAACGAAUCGACCUGCAACAGGCCGAGUAUGCAUUUGGUCACGCGGCGGCCGCGCUGGGAAUCGAUGACUACUGGACUCCUGAGCCAUUUUUGACGACGACUCCAGGUUACUGUGUGACCCUCCAAUGGCAACAGGAACUGGGAGGGGCAGUUGUUCAGAUGCUCGUGCUCCUGCUGCCCAAUCUACAGCAUCUCGGUCUCCAAGUCAACCAUGAAUUUCCUUUCCGGGAGUACCCUGCUGCUGUGGCUUUUUCAGCAGUCGGUAAUUCCGCUGGCCAAUCGCUCAAAACGCUUGACAUCGCCCUGCAUGUGAAGAAAAGCAAACAACGGAUGCAAAUACUGCUCCUCGGCAAGCAAGCUCAGGCCAUUCUGAAGAUGGCGCAGAACCUCAGCACGCUCAACUUGCACAUGCUUAGAACCACCUCGAAUGAGCCGACGCUCAAUGUCCUCAGAAAUCUUAGGGUACUUCGCGUCACGCACAGCAGGGUGAGCGAAGAGGGCCUCGAGGCUCUACUAUGUUCAUGCAGCAACCUGGAGACAUUCGUCUACGAGGCUACGACCCUGCCCGAGAUGGAGCUCAAUUCGUUUUCCCAUGCCCCCGUUAGCGACCAUUUCCAGCCGGCUCAAGCCAUUCGACACCUCCGGAGUCACCACAGAACACUAAAGUCGUUGCACCUCGACCUCCGAAAGUUCAAUUUCCCCUCAAACUGCCAUAUCAGGCCCAUCCUAAGUAUCACGGACUUUGGGUCUCUGCGAGAGCUCUUUCUCAGCUACAACACGAUAUACAACAAACACUCCAAGCCGGCGAUGAGUAACGCGGAUUAUCUGCCCCAGCUUCUGCCAUCCAACAUCGUGUCCCUCCGUCUAGCAGGCACUAGUAUGAGACACUACGAACAAGACCACGUCACAGGCCUUCACAGCCUUGCCCGUGCCGUCUCGAGCGGACAGUUCCCCAAUCUGAAGCUGAUCAGGUGUGACGCGAGACAAAGGCUCGAUGGGCGUGGCUUAGAGGAGUUGUUUGCGGGCGCGGGUGUCGACUUUGGCUACGAGGACAUGCCGAUGAAGCGUAGCUACACUGCGGCGGCUCACUGCCACUAG
This is a messenger RNA of Anthostomella pinea, 1464 nucleotides long. The record is from the annotation of a GenBank genome assembly. NCBI's taxonomy places the organism in Eukaryota, Fungi, Ascomycota, Sordariomycetes, Xylariales, Xylariaceae.